Messenger RNA from Synchiropus splendidus (mandarinfish), 4074 nucleotides. It is a transcript of the gene dennd2c, whose product is annotated as DENN/MADD domain containing 2C. The transcript is spliced from 18 exons. NCBI's taxonomy places the organism in Eukaryota, Metazoa, Chordata, Actinopteri, Syngnathiformes, Callionymidae. The record is from RefSeq and is a predicted model, not a curated record. The coding region runs from base 363 to 3212 and encodes 949 amino acids.
CGUUCGUCUUGCACCGCGUUCUUUGUGUGUGGAAAGUUAUCAAUGCACCUUCCCAGGACUUUGCCGAAACCUUAGCGUCGCCACACGGUGGGUUGCAUUCCUGUGCUUCCACAACUCCAUUGACAUCUGCCGACCAAACAACGGAGGCGCUGGAUUCGAGUUUCAGUCAUUUCCAAGCACGAAAAGCGUCCGCGGUUAUCUUUAAUAGGUUGAGGAAAUGAAGUGUUCCCAGCCCCUGGUGAUAAUUCCACGCAAGAAGAAGUGAUAUUUAUGAGCGUGUGUGGAUUCAUGAGUCAAGAAGAGCUUCCGUUUUUCUUUUAAAACUCUGAUGAAGGAGUGAGGAGCGCUCGCCCCCUAUCAGCAUGCUGGCUCUCAGCUUGGAGCAGAGCAGGCGAGGGGGUGGCGAGGUGGAGCGGAUGCCGAAGGGGUCCAGCGUGGCGUGGCAAGGGCGCCCGUCGGGAAGACCACCUCCUCCGGAGCAGGGCAUUAACAUCAGGCAGAAGAUCUCCCAGUGGGAAGGUCGCAGCCAGCAGGGGAGCAGCCCAGAUGGUAGCACGAAACCCAGCCCUCACAACAUAUCCCGAUCUUUGUCUGGAGAUCUUCUGGGAAACAAGGAGUCUCAUGGAAAAGUGGCUCUCUCCAAGGCUAAAAGUUUAGCUUUGGAUUUUCGGGAAUCUCCCGCAUACAAGGGAAGUGGAGAAGUGCGAGCGUCAGAGCCUCUUCUAAAAUGUCCCGCCAAAGUUUGUACCAAGAGCCCAGGAAGUAAACCACUGUCAUCACGACAACAGCCUGAGGCCAACAACAACACAAGCCAGCACAACUUUAACAUCGACUGUGACUCAAAACUGGACCGCAUUCUCGAUGUGGAGGUCAUAUCCAAAGUUCUACCUCAGUCAGCUGAAGAUGAAGACGAAAACAUGCCUGCAGGGAAUUUCUACACCUCCAGGGGCUUCUGGCGGAAACUGGAGGGCGACCGGUUGCUGUGGGAGAAAGGGAGGGGGGCAGGUGAACCUCUGCCGCCUCCUAAACCUCAGAGGACGUUCCAGUAUCGAGGAAGGGGACACACAGCACAGUGGGACAACAGAGCUCAGAACCAUCGCUCCAAUACCAGGAGCAGGAGACGAGUCCAACUUCCGAAUUUCCCCCCUCCGCCCUGCCCUGAUGGGAGAACCACUAAUAUAUCUAGACAUAAAAAGAACAGGAAGUCCUUUGAGUACGAGGACGCAGUCCGACUGGCGGUGCGGUCCGACGCGGUGCCCGGCGAGUCCAGGAAUUCUGAUCUGUACCACGCCUACUCUGACGACAACAUUUACGAGGACAUUAUAUGUGAUGUGAACAUAGAGAGCCCUUAUGAGGACGUCAAGUUCUCCCCGAUGUGUCUCCCCAUUUCAAGGCCCAACCUUCCGAAGCUGCCUCCGAAACCCCAGACUUUACUGGGGUACACCAAGGUAGGUGGCUGGAAAAGCAGCCCGACCUCUCAGCCGUCCAAAUCCUCGACCAUGGCUGAGCCACCCAAACCUGCUGCGCGACGCUCCAGCGCUCAGAAGCUUCAGAGGACUCCACAGUACGUCAGCAAGAUUGAAACCAUCUUUGACGACAAGCGAGGGAGGAAGCGGGUGAAGAACCAGGGAGCCGCAGUGCGAGAAGAGACCAGUGGCAUGGAGAGCGACCCUGAGGACAGCAGCAGAGGGUCCAGGUCCGUUUACGUCCAGUCCACACUGAAGCGCCGACCCGGAUACCGGACCCUGGAGAGAGACCUGAUCCAGCUGCAGCAGCAGAAGCAGCAGCUCUUCCAGAUCUUUGUGGUGGUGUCGCUCCGGAAGGGCUCGCAGGGGAACACCUACUCCCCCGAAAUUACUCAGCAGUUCCCGAAAAUGUUCGAGAAGUCAUCCCGGCUGUCCAGGGAGGCAGAGGAUCAGCUCAAGGUCAUUCCUAAAUUCUGCUUCCCGGACUCACAGGACUGGAAGCCCUCAGGUCACAUGCCAAGCGAGACUUUCUCCUUCGUCCUGACGGGAGAAGACGGCAGCCGCUGGUUCUGUUACUGUCGUAAGAUCCUGCCGAGCGGAAAAGGAAAAAGACUCCCGGAGGUUCACUGCAUCGUCAGCAAGCUCGGCUGCUUCAACCUGUUUGCAAAGAUCUUGGAGGAGGUGGAGAGGCGGAGGGAGAUCUCCCCGGCGCUGGUGCACCCCUUCAUGCGCUGCGUGAUGGAGGCUCCGUUCCCCGCCCCAGGACGAACAGUCACAGUGAAGAGCUUCCUCCCCGGAGCUGGGAAUGAGGUGCUGACUCUGUGUCGGCCGGUGGACUCCAGACUGGAGCACGUGGACUUCGACACUCUGCUCCAGUGUCUCAGCGUGGGCAACCUGCUGCGAGUGUUCGCCUCCCUGCUGCUGGAGCGCAGAGUGGUCUUUGUCGCAGACAAACUCAGUGUCUUGUCCCGGUGCAGCCAUGCAGUGCUGGCGCUGCUCUACCCCUUCACCUGGCAGCACACCUUCAUCCCGGUACUUCCUGCCAGCAUGCUGGACAUCAGCUGCUCGCCCACCCCCUUCCUCAUAGGGGUGCUAGCGCCCUCCUUGCCUGAGCUGCUGGAGCUGCCCAUAGAAGAGGUGCUGGUGGUGGAUCUGUGUGCAGACAAGUUUGUUAUUCAGCUGGGAGAUGAAGACUGCAUUCUGCCCAGUAAACCCCAGGCGGCGCUGCAGCAGAUUCUGGAGCAGAGACAGGAGAUACUCAGGCAAGAGGAGGGAGAAGCAGGUGUGUUCUCCUCAUCACCAUCCGACUCAUCUCCAUGUGAACCAGAUGAGCAGCAGCUUUCCCCAUCUGCCAAGCUCCUGAUACCCACACUGUUGUCUGCAGACCAGCAGGUGGACCUGAGCGCCCUGGUGUCAGAGGCCUUUGUGCGCUUUUUCGUGGAGCUGGUGGGCCACUACCCCCUUCACAUGGUGGAGUCCUGCAGCGGCAGCAGGGAGCUGCACAGAGACGGCUUCCGCAAGUCUCACCCGUCCCGAGGUGUCCGCCAGUUCCUGCAGCUCUUCAUGGACACGCAGAUGUUCGCCGGCUUCAUCCAGGACAAGGAGCUGCGCAAAGCAGGAGGGAGAGGUCUCUUUGAAGCCAGAGUGGCGGAGCAUUUGGACACCAGUCCUGAUCCAGGACCGAGUGGCGUCAACAGGUUUCUCAAAGGACUCGGGAGCAAGAUGAAGCUGCUUCAGAUGAAAUGAGUUUCUGGUGGGAGAAGAAAACAAAGGACUUGAGUCAGAAGAACAAAGCUGAAGCACUGUUCUGUGAAAUCACACUCAAAAACCGUCAAAUCUGUGACGUAAGACGUGUGUCAGGAACUUUGCUUGGGAUGCAGAUGUAACGUUGGACGUUCCACCUGGACUCAGUGGUCACAAAGGAGUCCAGCAUUUCUGUUUACACUCUGAGCUCCAUGUGUUGUUGUGUCAGCUGUUGUUGCAAACUGGAAGUGUCAAUACAUUUUAAAGACUUUGCACAAUGGAGGGACCAGUUGACAGUAUUUUCUAAGAGAAUGUUUCUAUGUAAAUACUUUGAGAAUAUAUUAGAUAUAUUUUUCUACACACUUCAGUGACUUCAUCUCCUCAGGUGGACUGUCAUUUUAAGUUGAAAUGUUUUAGCGAUCGACGUGAUGCACGUCAUGGUCUGCAGGGGCAGCGUUUACAGUCUGACUUGGUGAAUGAGUCUCUGCUGUCUUGUCUUUGUUGAUGUUGCGAUGAGAUGCUGCCUUGAACCUUGGCAGAGUGGAAGUGAAUUAACAAGUGGCUUUACAGACUUCACACUGUGUCAGUGUCGUCUUGUGUCUUCUAUUCAAUCGGGACGCCUCAACCCUGCCUUCCUCUUCUCCACCGUGUCGUGCUUCUGUGCCACACUGUCCACUCACUGGCCUCUUUCUCCUGCCUCUGACUCUGGCUCCUCCCCUUCUCUUUCUUUUCUGCCUUUAUUAUCGCCCUUUCUACACUGUAACUUCGACCUCACUUUUCCAUCCAUCAACAUUUUUCACUUCAAGCUUCCAUCUCAUCACGUCCAAUGUCAUUGAUCUGUGGCCAAUAAACCUGACCCUUGGUC